Molecule: messenger RNA, 2530 nt
Organism: Venturia canescens
Lineage: Eukaryota; Metazoa; Arthropoda; Insecta; Hymenoptera; Ichneumonidae
Exons: 4
Coding region: 735-2255 (506 amino acids)
Source: RefSeq, a predicted model, not a curated record
CUAAACGGCUGUCUCCGUAAUAAAUUAUCGAAAGUAGUUGGAAACCCAUUCCAUAAUAGUAAUUAUGUACAAUUGAAAUCAUUUGUACAAAUCUUUCCUCAGUUUUUCACAACACAGAUUCCACUGUCAAUACUAAAGGAUUCGAACUUUGUAAUCAACUUUACGUGCCUACCGUUGACGGUGAAUUUUUUCCUCUUACGGCACUACGAAAAUUCGUUUCUUUUUGAGAAUUUUAAUGAAUUUGUACUUUUUUUCGCACUCAAAUCUCCGUGUUUAAUCUCGAAAAAUGAUAUAAACUGGCACCAAAUUAUAGGCGUUUUUUGUCACACAAUUAAUUUAUUAAUUGAGGUAAAUUUAAAACAAACUUUCGUCCAUACAUUUCUCAAGUAAUUAAAAAAAAAAGUUUCGGCCUUCCACUCUAAAUCUACAGCAAGAUUUUUAUAAAACGUAACUUCGUGGUCCACUUUCUCCAUAAUCGUAAACGUUAAAAAUCUAAUCAAAAUUGCAUUCAUGUAGCUCAAAUUAAGGAAAAUUCUUCUAACAUUAAUUUAUGGAAUUUUUACUUUGAUAAUAUCGAGACACGUUUCAUUUGUUAUUCACUUUAUUCCCUUCGACCAUUUUUUAAUAGAGGUUUAAUAGAGGUUCGAAUAGGAUGAAAAUAUCAGAAGAAAGUAAAAGAAUCUUCAUUUUGAUGCUUAGGGUAAUUCAUAUUGAACGGCUGUCAUAGCGUGAUAAUGGCUUUUAUUCAGGUGGCUUUAGAAGAAGACGGUACAGAAAUAGACGACGAUGAAAUCCUACUCGAACUCAGCAAGAUGUCAAUAACACCAAUUUGUUUGAUGAUAUUACCUGAAAAUGGAACUUGGCAAUCAGCAACUGAAAGUUCAAAAACAUUACUCGAAGCUGAGCCGUCGACUUCAACUGCGAAUGAACGUUCGAUCAACGAAUCACCUGAUGCAGUGGCUCUUGGAGAAUCGGUUGGUAGCAACAUUUGGGGGAAAUUCCCGGAGCGUCUGAUGAAAGCUUGCCAGAACGAACAAAGGGCGUAUGAAGUUGAUCGACGAGCAAUGGUGGCUACUAUUGCAGAUCACAUGAUUCACCAUUUAAAAGAUUAUUCACGAUCAACUGCGGAACGAAUGGCGAAAAUGAUAACGGAAAAAUAUCCGAAAACUUUUAGCGAUGUAAUCAGCGACAAAGUGGUUGGUUCCGGUAUAGAAACUUUGCGGCAACAAAUUUACAACGCUGUAAAUUAUCGCAAAUUUGAUAAGGAAGCGAAGAAACGUGUCGAGUUCGGACUGGACGAUAAGGACGAUGAUGAUGUUUCUGAACCCGUACAACCACCGCGGAAACAAGACGAAUACGGUUGUGUCGAGUACCAGCCUCUUUUACCGUCAACAGAAACUGCACAAUCUCAAACCGACAAAAAAAAUGCCCUUAUCAAAUUCUUUGAAGCCAAGGAAAAAGAUGACGAAAAGAUCACCAAUUUAAUGAACGAUACCUAUCCAACGCAGCGAAUGACUAUCAACAAAAAAAAAAGAACCCUGACUCAAGUGUUCCAAGACUGGCCAUAUUUAAAAACACCGCAAUACAUCGAGAAGCACGCUUCACGUCUUCUUGGCAAGCCCAUCUGCAAAACAUGGGAGGAAUAUUUGCCCAAGAUCGCGAAAUCACUAAGAAAGUUCACAAUUUACACUGAGAAAUCCCAAUUAUUGAAAGCAAAAAAAUCAACGAGCCAUAAGGAAGAAAAUGAGAAAUCAAGCGAAGUUCUCAAUCUCAUAGCGGAAGCUCGAGCUUCGAGUGCUGCCACAAAAAGCGAUAUUUCGAUGAUGGCACUUGCAUUCCCUUUGAUCGCUAUCCAACUGAAAGAAGACUUGCAGCUGUUAUGCAAAGUUGUAUCUGAAGAUGUGCUGAUUACCGAGCUCGUUAACGAAGUUGAUGCGGACUUCCCGAUUCUUAUAAUAAGAGGUAAAUCACUGUUUGAUGACGAAGCGAAAUGCGACGUCAUCGUCGAAGGGAACAACAUCAGUGCCCGGGACGUGCUCGACGGAAUGCUCGUCACAUUUCUGGCGUUUUACGUAUUCGGUUACGAGUACCGUCCAGGAAUCACCAAAACUUUGGAAUUUAUUCAAAGGGCGCUACUCCAGAUCAAUCCGCAAACCGGCCAUAAGCAGAAGGGGAAACAAAAAAAGAAAACGAUGUCAUUCGAUGCAAAUGUUAUGAAGCUGGCCAGUUCAUUGCAAGCGUUCGAGGACGAUUGAAGUACCACAUCAUACAUGAUUGAAUCUCCAUCUCCACGUCGUUUCAUAUAAAUUAAGAAAACAGCCUCUAAGAAAUUACAUCCUUGCAUUUUUAUUUGAAUUUCUUUUAUAUUUUUGGGUACGAAUAUUUAUUACUUUCCUACAACAGUUAUAUUGCGAUGGGAAUACAAUGUACAAAUUAUAACAGACUAGUGAUGUAAAAUUACGGUAAAUUGGCAUUUGAAAUUUAAGUGGGCUUCUGAAAUAAAAAAAAAAAUGUACAGAUAUCAAAACUA